Molecule: messenger RNA, 561 nt
Organism: Symbiodinium necroappetens
Lineage: Eukaryota; Dinophyceae; Suessiales; Symbiodiniaceae
Source: the annotation of a GenBank genome assembly
AUGGCUGCCUUAGCGUGGCUGCUGUUUUCCUUGGCCGCUGGGGCAGCUGACGCGCGACACCUGCGUGGCCUGCGCGGCCUCAGCGAGGACUUGGGCUCGCUGCUGAGGGAGGAUGUGGCGAAAGCGGCCAGCUUCAUUUUGAAGACCUUCGACAUAGAAGGCAAUCAAGGGGGAGCACCGGCAGCCUCCGUUGACACCACGGCGAGUGGUGCUCACCUGGUGCAGGAGCUCCUUUCGAAUAAGGAGCUCACAGAGCAGAUCAUGCUCAGGCCGACGCAAAACGGCCUGGUGCAAUCAGGGCGCUUGUAUGAUAUCCAGAUGAAGGCCGCCCACGUCGGGAAGGGGACGCACGUCUCCACUCAGGGUGGCCUCGUCACAUUUUCCGUUAAAGACCUGUCGGUUGAGGUCGACUGCCACUACGACCUCCGGCUCUCAAGCUUCAGGUACAAGGAGACAGGCAACGUCAGGGCCCGAUUGUUCGGCGACUCCAUGGUGCUGAACUUCCCCGUCGAGGGCUCCGGGCCCGGAGGGUGCCACUUCGGCAAGGGCCUCGACCUGGAG